Paramecium tetraurelia is the source of this 618-nucleotide messenger RNA. RefSeq lists its product as uncharacterized. NCBI's taxonomy places the organism in Eukaryota, Ciliophora, Oligohymenophorea, Peniculida, Parameciidae. The transcript has a single exon. The record is from RefSeq and is a predicted model, not a curated record.
AUGUAAAAUUAGGAUAAAUUAAUAAAAUAAAUAUAAUCGAAUAGCUAGAGCAGAAUCAUGUAAAAAAUGGAAUAGGAACCGGAAUAAUCAUAAAUGAAUUUGAGAAUUGAACAAAGAAGAAAAAAUUAAUCUACACAAACCACAAUUGAUUAGGAAUCAAAUUAUAAAUGUUUAUAACAUCUAAGGCACAGCAUACUAAGAGAAAAGAAACAAAACCAGAAAAGCAAGAGAGUGAAUCAGAGGUAUAAAAUAAAUACAUAAUAAUUUUUGCAUCAAACUUUGAUUAAUUACGCAAAAGUUUUAUAUUUAUUAUUCAAAAUAAUGGAUUAAUUCUUAAUUGGCUAAUUAAUGAAAAUAGAAUAAAAUACUUUUUAUUAAAUGCAAACUUAAAGCAAGCAAAAAUAUUUGGGUUAAAUUUCUAUUUGGAGUCUUUUAUAGAAUGGUUGUUUCACUAUGAAUACUUAAUUUUUUUACUUGAUAGAUAGGAUUCUACCUUUUAAAUUUAUUUCAGAAUAUCGAUUUAUUGAAACCCUUAACUUAUAAGGGAGAAGUUUGAGUUAAUCAUCUUAUGGCUAAUCUUUCGAGACUGAAUAGGAUUUGUCAACAGCUCAAGAUUGA